CGCACUACCAAGGUCAGCAUUCCCGUCGGCAACGUCGAGGCCACCGCGACCUAUUUCGUACGUGCCUCGCACAAUCGUUGCCACUUUGGGUUUCCCCGCCGUUUGUGUAGUUGGUCCCACAUCGUUGUGCAGCCGGGUGAACUUUCUCGCUCGCGACCAUGGGCACCCGGUCCUCAUUAAUGCUCCAAGAGGAGGAAAUCCAGGAGAUCCAGCAGGAGACUGGCUUUUCGCCAAACCAGAUCGAGCGGCUGUACAGCAGAUUUACCAGCCUGGACAAGACUGACAACGGUACACUUAGCCGCGAAGAUUUCCUACGAAUCCCAGAGCUAGCCAUCAAUCCACUGGGCGACCGCAUUGUCCACGCCUUCUUCAUGGAUGCCUACGACGACCGCAUCAAUUUCCGCCAGUUCGUCCGGGUGCUGUCACGUUUUCGACCCCUGAAGAAGAACAAGGAGAACAAACUGAACAGCCGCGAAGAAAAGCUGCACUUUGCCUUCAAGAUGUACGACCUCGACGACGACAACAAAAUCUCCAGGGAUGAGCUCUUGGCUGUGCUGCACAUGAUGGUUGGUGCAAACAUCUCCGAUGAACAGCUGGCAAGCAUUGCAGACAGGACCAUAAUGGAAGCCGACAAGGACGGCGACAACAUGAUCUCGUUUGAAGAGUUUUGUGCCACGCUGGACAAGACGGACGUGGAAGAGAAGAUGAGCAUCCGGUUCCUGAACUAGGGCUGUGCCUGCAGGCAGCCUCGCACCCACCUGCCCAGUUCCUUCACCAUUUAAGUUAUAGCCGCCUCCAUAGACCUGUUGUUUCUUGUUGCUGUUGUUUCAUUGUCGUGAGACUUUUACAGAGCCUUCUAUGUGCUGGCAAUCAUUCCAGUAUCGCUUUUACAUGUACCGCUGAGAGAUCAAAUAUGUUUCUUAUGUACACCAAA
This is a messenger RNA of Dermacentor silvarum, 934 nucleotides long. RefSeq names its product calcineurin B homologous protein 1 (gene elm). NCBI's taxonomy places the organism in Eukaryota, Metazoa, Arthropoda, Arachnida, Ixodida, Ixodidae. The record is from RefSeq and is a predicted model, not a curated record. The transcript is spliced from 5 exons. Gene Ontology annotation, molecular function: calcium ion binding. Bases 159 to 728 code for a protein of 189 amino acids.